This is a messenger RNA of Paraglomus brasilianum, 1710 nucleotides long. Lineage: Eukaryota; Fungi; Glomeromycota; Glomeromycetes; Paraglomerales; Paraglomeraceae. The record is from the annotation of a GenBank genome assembly.
AUGAAUGAUCAAGACAUACGCGUGAUUUUAGCCAUUGGAUUUACAUUUGUCCACAAAGACGGAGAAUUUCGAGAUAUUGAAUUAAAUCAAGACUGGCCGCGUACAGGUUUGCGCGAACCGUGGGUCAAGGCUCCAACGAUUUUACAGUACGAUGCCGAUUUAAACGCUGUCAAAUGGGGCUUUUCGACCAUCGCACGAGGAAACCGUGGUGGCCGCGCCGGAAGAAGAAGCGAUGAUGGACAUCUGCACAUGGUAGAACUGUUCAAAUUGUACAUGUCACCCGGGGGUGAGGGAAAUAGAAGAAAGCUGCCGGAAGGCCUGAAAUUUGAGCAAGCAAUUACAGACUUUUUUAAACAUCUGAAAAAGGAGAUUGUAAGCAAACUAGACGCCCGAUGGCCUGGAUUAAAAUUUCCCUCACAAGUGAAGCUAAUCCUUUCAAUCCCAGCAGAAUGGGGUCCACCAACAAAGAACACAAUGAGACAGUGCUGCCUUGAUGCUGGGUUAAUAGAUAGAUUAUUUACUUCUAAUUUGGAAUUUACUACUGAGCCCGAAGCUGCCGCGAUAUAUUGCAUGGAAUUUUGUAAAGAAUACCAACUGAAAGUAGGAGAUGCAUUCAUGGUUGUAGACUGCGGUGGAGGUACUGUAGAUCUAACAACGCGCGAGCUUCUCACGGAAAAGACUCUGGGAGAAAUAACCGAGUCCAAGGGUGCCUGCUGCGGCGGCAGUUUUGUUGACCUUGCUUUUUUCAAAUACAUCGCCAACAAACUCUUCAUCCCUUGGGAGACGAUGGACAAAGCUCGCGAGGUGCAUUCCAGCGCGACAAAAUAUUUCCUCGAAACAAUGUUUUGGCCGGUAAAAUAUGCCUUCACAGGCAAGGAGGAAGAUUUCAACGAACACGAGAGUUUUGAGAUAGAUAUCGAAGAGACGCUUCCGAUUUUGAAAAAAUAUGUUCCGGACGAAUACGCAUCGGAACUGGAGGGAUACGAUUGGGUGAUUGUCAUUAAUUUCGAAGAUGUGAAAGCAAUGUUUGAUGGUGCCAUCGACCAGAUCAUUCGACUGGUUGGCGAUCAAUUAGAGAGUGCAACCAAAGAAGUAUCUGCAGUAUUUCUGGUUGGAGGCUUUAGUGAAAAUCGGUAUGUUCAGAGUCGCAUUAAAGAAACAUACUCUAAACCUGGACGAACUAUUGCGGUACCUGUCAAUCCCAUGAGUGCAAUAGUCCGUGGUGCUGCCAUGUACGGCCUGAACAUCGAGACAAACGAGGCCUCCCCAUACUACGGAAUAAACCGUACUGUACAAAACCGGAUGUUGAAAUACACUUACGGCACUGAAAUAUCCUCCGAAUGGAAACCAGGUGACCCGCCCAAUCGUCGCACUCCGUCUAAUCGCAUAAUCCGGUUCUGUUGUCUUGCACGUCGUGGCACGCAAAUUGAUGUCGUUAACAAGUUUACCGAUACAUUUGGUCCGGUUAAUCCGAAUCAAACGAGACUGCCAUUCAACCUGUAUUACACAAGUGCGUAUGAUGCAGAAUUUGUUGAUGAUGAGGGCAUGCAUUUGCUCGGAAAAUGGGCCGUGCAACUGCAAGAUGUCCGUCUUGGAUUAAAUAGACCGGUUGAUUUCUCACUAACUUUUGGAACAUCAGAAGUUAAAGCGAUUGCGAUUAACAAACGAACGGGUGAAAUGUGUUAUUCUACGUUUGAAUUACCAGAAUAA